AAAGCGACCAGGAGUAUGUCACGAAGAGACGGAAGCCUAAGUUCACCUGGCGUCAGCUGGUCUUCCUCGGCGCUCUGGCCUCGAUCACGAUGACAUCGUCUCUGUCGCUGUGCAUUUUCCCUCCAUUCUUCCCCAAAGUGGCCGAGAGCAAGGGCUUCAGCGCCUCAGUGUACGGCGCCAUAAUCGGCACCAACUGCUUCGUCUCGUUCGUCGUCACCCCGUUCCUCGGCAAACACAUUGAAACGAUCGGCCUCUCCUUCACGCUGGUCAGCGGCGUCCUGGCCAGCGGCGUGAGCGGCGUGCUGUGCGGAAUGUUGGACAUGUUCCCAGCCGGCAUGCCGUUCGUGUACACGGCCGUGGCGAUCCGCGCCGUCCAGUCCAUCGGCAACGCCGGCAUUAUCAUCACCACCUUUACCUACACCAACCUGCAGUUCCCCACCAGCACCGGCAUCAUCUUCGCGAUGAACCGGACCGUGAUGAGCGUGGCCCAGAUGUUCGGUCCGGCGCUGGGCGGCGUCUUCUACGAGCUUGGCGGCUACUGCGCGCCGUUCGUCGUCUUCGGCGUGCUGCACAUGGUGACGCUGGUGCCGCUGCUCUGCGUGCUUCCCGGAUCCAUGCGACGGAAGAGCUCCUCGUGUCCCGCCGACCGAGAUGCUGAUAAGCAGACCGUGUCUGUCUGGCGCAUGGUGCACAUACCCGGCAUCUGGGUGGCCUUCGUCAGCUUCUUCGUCGCCACCAUGAGCACUGGCUUCCUCUCCGUCACACUGGAGGCGCAGAUCCUCCGAAAGUACAACCUGUCCCACAUCCUGCUGGGUCUCAUGUUCGGCCUGAAGGACGGCGCCAGCAGCCUCGCCUCGCCCAUCUGGGGCCUGCUCUGCGACAAGUUCAGCUGCAUCAAGGCCUACAUUGUGGCCACGUCGCUGACCGCGGCCGCCUGCUUCGCCUUGUUCGGGCCGCUGCUCAACCUGCCAAUCCACCAGACACUAUGGAUGGUCGUGGUCAGCCUCUGCCUCUACGGAAUGUCCAUCGGCGGUAUGCAGGUGGCCGGCGUGGUGGAUGCCCUCAGGGAGGCCGUCGGCGGAGGACUGCAUGACGACGCCACGACGCACGCUGUGGUGGCCGGCAUGUGGAGCUCGCUGAGCGGCGCCGGACGCUUCAUCUCCCGCUGCGGCGCCGGCAUCCUCGUGGACACCAUCGGCUUCCCUCUGGCGUCAUCGGUCAUCGUGCUGCUGCAUAUGGGCAUGGCCCUGCUGGCUUCCGUCUACAUGUGCCUGUCGGACGGCGGCGGCCGAGGGCGCGCUGACAAGCCCGUCCGCCGCCGGCUGCUGUCGGCGCCGGACUCGUCGCCGGAGCGCCACUGCUCGUGCCUGGCGCGCGCAGCCGCUACAGCAGCGAGGGUCCCCGUCAACUACCUCACCCACUCGAUGCCCGACUGCGGCGGUGCCGGCAGCUAUAACGCACUGAUGGGCGAGUGA
Pollicipes pollicipes is the source of this 1475-nucleotide messenger RNA. RefSeq names its product MFS-type transporter SLC18B1. Gene Ontology annotation, molecular function: transmembrane transporter activity. NCBI's taxonomy places the organism in Eukaryota, Metazoa, Arthropoda, Thecostraca, Pollicipedomorpha, Pollicipedidae. The record is from RefSeq and is a predicted model, not a curated record. Gene Ontology annotation, biological process: transmembrane transport.